AUGACCACUCACACAUUCUGGCAAUACAUUCGCCUCAAAAUCAUCGUCACACUCCUUCGUCUCAUAAAUCAAGUCGCUACACGUCCUCACUUCAAACCCUCACCAACCUGCAACCGCAAGCUCGUUCGCAUCCCAUCACGCGAUCUGAACCGCUUCAUAGAUGCAUGGAUCUACUAUCCACCAAACCACGCCGACGGUGAUAAGCGUGGUCUGGUCAUCAACUGGCAUGGGGGCGGAUGCGUGUUGCCGAACUUGGGCAUGGACCAUGAAUUCUGCGAGAGGAUAGCUGUGGAGAGAAAUAUUCUUGUUCUUGAUGCAGAUUAUCGCAAAGCACCAGAUGCUCCCUUUCCCGCUGCUAUUGAAGACGCCGAGGAUACGUUUCGAUGGGUCGAGAGUCAGUCGCAUCGAUUUGAUCUUGACCGUGUUGCUUUAUCUGGCUUCAGUUCAGGUGGAAACUUGGCAUUGGUGGCCUCCUCGGAACUAAGACGCGAGUUCAAGAACAUCAACAUCCGAGCGGUAUACUCUUUCUAUCCAGGUGUAGACUUCAGUAUCCCACCCGAACAGAAGAUUGUUGCAAACUCCAUCCGACCGUUGCCGUUUUGGUUCCAACGUCUCAUCGCAGAAGCAUAUCUUCCCAGAGUUGAAGACCGCAAAUUACCCAGGGCAUCACCGAUGUACGCCGACACCAUGUCUUUUCCUGCGCGUGUUAUGCUAUUUGUCUGUUCUGGUGAUAUUCUGACGCCAGAGACUGAAGCGUUUGGGGAGAAACUGGUGAAAGGCGGCGUUGAUGUUGAAGUUGUUCGGGUUCAGGGGGCUCACGCAUUCGACAAAACAACCAGCCGUAAUCUUUUCAACCCUGGUAAGAGAGACAUAGCGUACUCCAUGGUUUUGAGGAGCUUGGAGGAUGUUCUGUAG
Fusarium pseudograminearum CS3096 is the source of this 915-nucleotide messenger RNA. RefSeq lists its product as uncharacterized. The transcript has a single exon. Gene Ontology annotation, molecular function: hydrolase activity. Lineage: Eukaryota; Fungi; Ascomycota; Sordariomycetes; Hypocreales; Nectriaceae. The record is from RefSeq and is a predicted model, not a curated record. Bases 1 to 915 code for a protein of 304 amino acids.